UGGCUUCUUCCUCAGAGGCGCAAAUCAAGAGUGAGAUUGAGAGAUUGACAGGAACGAUCAACCAGCACAAGGCGCAGAAAAACAAGACCUGGAAUUCCGGAUACGGAUACAGCAGCGGCCCCCACUCGUACGGCGGCCACCACUCAGGCUCGGUGUAUCAUCAAGGCGGACCCCCUACACGGACCAACAGCUAUGUCAACCCCAAUUAUCGGCCGGCGAACAAGUAUGUGCGCCCAGGUUCAAAUCCGAGUUCUACUCCUGUUUCGAUGUCAGCCUCCACGGCUGCUUCGACUUCGACUUCGACUUCGACAGCAACGGCAACGGCAACGAUGGCUGCUACCAGCACCGGCACAGCCGUCGCGGGCUCCUUGAUAGCUACGGGCGGUUCGCCUGCUAUUCCGCCUGCUAUUCCGCCUGCUCGGCCGACUUCUGCCCCUAGUGGGCCGAAGAAGGAAGUCGUUUUAGGUGGAGUGGCGUUUGAAUCGUCCAGGCGCUCACUUGUAAGAAAAGACCGACCGAAACCCUUGAAACCAAUAUCUAGUGGACCUCCGGCACCGACUUCAGUACGACCGCAUCCUUAUGCCCGCAAGCCAGGUCAUGUACCCCUUGCGAGAGCUUUCAAGUUGAAGGCUCGCCGCGGGAGGAAUAUGACCCUUGAUAAUACCCGGAGACCUUAUCAGUCGAAGAGAACGACAAGCAAGCGAGUCAAUAAGUACAUUGAUAAGCCUUGUCCGAGAUUUACGACAACAGGUGCAUGUAGUCGCGGACUUACGUGCCCGUAUCAACACGACCCUUCGAAAAUCGCCAUAUGCUGGAGCUUCCUACAGGACAACUGCUCGAAUACCGCCGAGACGUGCAACCUGUCGCAUGAUCCUACGCCGGAGAGGACACCACUCUGCGUGCACUUCCUGAACAAGGGACGUUGUACACGGCAGAAAUGCCCGUUCCCACAUGUAAAUGUGGGUCCUCGGCAGGGUGUGUGCCGUGACUUUGCGGUGCUGGGCUACUGCGAUCGUGGACUCGAGUGUGAACACCAGCACGUCCGAGAAUGCCCCGACUUUGCAGAGAAGGGUACUUGCGAGACGAGAGGAUGCAAGUUGCCUCAUGUGAUCAGGGCAAAUCGGAACAGGAAAGUUGCUGCUCCUACGCUGUCGUCUUCUGUCAAAGGUGACGACAAGAAGGAUACUUCGAUUGUGCCCGCAACUGGAGGUGACGCAGUGAUGUUGACAGCUGAAGAUGGGCAGCUUGGAGAUGAGUAUAUUUCACUGACCUUCAAGGAGAGCGACAGCGAGGAAGAGUCGGAUGAGGACGAAUCUAUGGAUGAAGAUGAAGGAGAAAGCGGUAGCGAAGAUGGUGACGAGGAUGAGAGUAUGCUACAGGUGCAUACGUAGA
Messenger RNA from Cyclocybe aegerita, 1392 nucleotides. The record is from the annotation of a GenBank genome assembly. Lineage: Eukaryota; Fungi; Basidiomycota; Agaricomycetes; Agaricales; Hemipholiotaceae.